Messenger RNA from Zingiber officinale, 1257 nucleotides. RefSeq lists its product as uncharacterized. Lineage: Eukaryota; Viridiplantae; Streptophyta; Magnoliopsida; Zingiberales; Zingiberaceae. Gene Ontology annotation, molecular function: protein dimerization activity. The transcript has a single exon. The record is from RefSeq and is a predicted model, not a curated record. The coding region runs from base 1 to 1257 and encodes 418 amino acids.
AUGGAGAACCCUUCUACUUAUUAUGUUCAUUGUUUUGCUCAUCAACUGCAACUUACACUUGUAGCUGUUGCUAAAAAUCAUAUAAGAAUUUCUACUUUUUUUGAUGUGGUUGCACAAUUGAACAAUAUUGUUGGAGCGUCAUGCAAGCGAAGAGAUAUACUUCGUGAGAAACAAUUUGAAAAAGUUAUUAAAGGAAUUUGCAAUGGUGAUAUCUUCAUUGGACAAGGUAUGAAUCAAGAGAUGACAUUAAAAAGAGCUGGGAGCACACGUUGGGGUUCACAUUAUAAUACAUUGUUAAGUUUGAUACAUUUGUAUCCUUCAAUUAUUGAUGUCCUUUUAUUUGUUGAAGAGGAGGGAAAAGAUCACAAGCAAAGGGCACAAGCAAAUAAUCUGUUAGAAUUGAUUGGAAAAUAUGAAUUUAUAUUUCAGAUGCACUUAAUGAAGAAUAUCUUGGGAGUCACGAAUGAUUUGUCGCAAGCUUUACAAAGAAAAGAUCAAGACAUUGUAAAUGCCAUGAUUCUUGUAAAAUCAAGCAAACAUCAACUGCAAACUAUGAGAGAUGAUGGUUGGGAUUUGUUACUGAAUGAAGUUUCUUUAUUUUGUGUUAAGUAUGAGGUAGUCACCCCGCACAUGGAAGACUUGUUCGUCUUUCAUGGGAGGUCACGACGAAAUAUUGAAGGAAGGACAAAUCUUCACUAUUAUCGUGUUGAAACGUUUUAUGAAGUGAUAGAUUUGCAACUUCAGGAGUUGAACAGUCGCUUUAACGAGGUGAACACGGAGUUGUUGUUGUGUAUGAGUUGUUUUGAUCCAUCAAAUUCAUUCUCUGCUAAUGAUAAGAGAAAAUUAUUUCAGUUUGCUCAGUUUUAUCCAUCCGAUUUUUCUCCAAUGGAGUUAAUGCAUCUUGAGCCCCAACUUGAUAACUUUAUUUUUGAUAUGUGGAGUAGCAAUCAAUUCUCUGAGGUUGUGGGGAUUAGUCAGCUUGCUAAAAGGCUGGUUCAAUUGAAAAAACAUCAUCUGUAUCCUUUGGUAUAUUUACUUUUGAAGUUAGCAUUGCUAUUACCUGUUGCAACUACAACUGUAGAGAGAGUGUUUUCAGCAAUGAAAAUAAUCAAAACCUCACUUCAAAAUCGGUUGGGAGAUGAUAUGGUAAAUGAUUGUUUGAUACCAUAUAUUGAGCGAGAUGUGUUUGAUACCAUUGAUAAUGAAGCUAUUAUUCAACAUUUUCAAAAUAUAAAAUCUCGAAGAGUGAUAUUGUAA